UAGAAAAGCCGAACGACUGUAGAGUGCGCUACGUACGUAUUUUAUCUAUCAAUAUGGCGGCAUUGUUUGCCCCUGCCCCGCGCAUAACUCAUCUACUGCAUCAAUGAAUCUGAGGAGAAAAUGGCGUUUUACGAUAAUGACCACUGGCUCCUGUCACACAUCCGCGAUAGCUUUUUAUUGACAGACAACACAGGCCAGUGCGAGAUAGUAAUGGUCGGGGAGGAUAUCCCUAAACAAUUAAAAUCGAAUGGCACGUUGCAGUGUUAUCCUGGCAUGGAAGAAAGCGACGACGAAGAUCUAGAUGGCCUCGGCGAGUCUUACGACGUACAGAUGGACAUGGAGUAUAGUCAUAGAGAACGGUCUAAUACUGCUAAAAGACUAGAGAAAAUGGAUCUUGAAAGAAAAAAAGCUGCCAAAGUAAAUAUAAAGUGGGAGAAUAACCCCGCGAUAUCUCUUACCCAACAAUCAGAGUUAUUUCAGAGAAAAGACUUUCGUAAAAAGACUGGGCAAAUUAGUAAAAGGCAAUCUCUUUUAUCAGAACAACUGGAGAAAUGUCCAAACUUACCGCAAAAUCCAUUUAUGGAAUAUGCUAAAUUCGAUGGUAGUGCACAAGUUGAUAUCCCUAUCAGAAAGUACAGGAUUUUUAUGUGUAUGCUACCGAAAGAGCACAGAAUGUAUCCUUUACAAGUAAUCGUAGUUGCUACCGCAAAAGUAUUGGAGUUCAUUGGAUUAAUUUGUUACAAAUACUCGAACGAACAUCCUGACCAUCCUUUAAAAGAAGACAUCACAAGAUACGGCUUGUAUUUCACUGAAGAUGACGGCGAAGUUGAUUGGGAUUUACCGUGCCUAGACCCGAGAGAAACCAUUUCAAAAUUUGAAUUUACGGCACUUGGCCUUACGGAAAUGAAACCAAGUGAUCGAGCGAGACACAACAUGAUCACUCGUGUGGAAACGAAAGACGAAGAAAGCUUUAUAGAGAGACAGAAUAAAGAACAACAAGAAGUUGCAGAGGACUUGGCAAAAAUGGAAGGACACACCACUGCCAUGGAAGCUCCAUUAUACCAAUCAUACAGGCAUCUUAUUUUAUAUGUAUCGUUGAUCUUCAAUAGCAUUUUACAAUUAAUUCUUUCGCUUCCUUCGCGCAGGGUAUACAUAAUCAAUAAAGUCAGAACAAAGACUGAAAUCUGCCUGGGAAUCUCAGGUGAAAAAAUUGAAAUCAAUCCAAUAAUAACUGGCAAAGGUGCUGGGCGAUUUUGGAACAGGCAACGCGCAGUUAGCUACCAAAUAGACAAUAUUGCCUGGUGUGAAAUUACAGAAACAAAGGGAUCAAAGACUAUUUUUACGUUAGUUUAUACGCCGCAUUCUUCUACUUCCGAAAAUAUCUUAGUGUCAUCUGGACAAUUCAAAAAUCACGAAUUCGAGGCAGAUUCGAUAACUGGCGAGGAGAUAGUCAGAAAAAUAAAUCAUAUACUUGAAUUACACAGUAGUACAUCAAGAAAAGAAUACUUGUCACAAAAAGAGAGAAAAACAGCUCGGCGCAAAAGUUUUCAUUUGCACAGAUGACAACUCUACUGGUUUCUCUGUUCCAUUUUAAAUUAUUUAAAACAUUAAUCAUUUCAAUGUGAUCAAGAUACAAACACAAAUUUGCUUCAACACAAAUAUAUCAUUAUCAGUUUCAUGGUAAUGCCAUAAAUUUAUUUGAUCAAAGAAAGAAUAUUUGUUUCAAAUAUCUACGAAAUAAAUAAUGUUUUUACAUUAUUCUGUAAUUCAUUCAAAUCUAUAUCAAUAUAUGAAAAAUAUAUUAAUUCUGUACAAACUCAAAA
Molecule: messenger RNA, 1823 nt
Organism: Megalopta genalis
Lineage: Eukaryota; Metazoa; Arthropoda; Insecta; Hymenoptera; Halictidae
Gene: Sin1
Product: SAPK-interacting protein 1
Biological process (GO): TORC2 signaling
Cellular component (GO): plasma membrane; TORC2 complex; cytoplasm
Molecular function (GO): phosphatidylinositol-4,5-bisphosphate binding
Source: RefSeq, a predicted model, not a curated record